CAGAGCGACUCCCGAAGCAGUGAGGAGGUCAUAGAGGAGGUGAUAGAGGAGGCGUCAUACCCAGGGUCUGUUUCACCAGACUCCAUAGACAGAGUCCAUCACCACGUAUUCAGUACUCUCACUGCUGGACCGAUCACCGCUGUUAGCGAGCACCUAUUAUUACACUCACCCCACACACUCUCUCUUUAACACCCCCACCACACUCACUCAGACUCACUCGCCCACACUUCCACACUCACAAUCCACCACUCCACCCACCCAUCCUCUCGCCCACUCACUCACUACCCAGAUACUCGCCCACACUUCCACACUCACUCUCACCCACAACCCACCCACCCACUCACCCACCCAUACUCUCACCCACUCACUCACAAUCCACCCACUCACCUACCCAUCCUCUCGCCAACACACUCUCCACCCAGCCACUCGCCCACACUUCCACACUCACUCUCACCCACUCGCCCACAACCCACCCACUCCACGCACCCACUCCACCCACCAUGCACGUGUUACUGGACCUCGUGUUGACCGUGGGCCGCGUGCUGCGCGCCCUCCUGGCCGCGGGCUCGCGCUGGGUCGUGCGUCCUCGUCCCAAGAGCGUGGCGCAGGACCUCUGCGUCGUCACGGGCGCCGCGGGGGGCCUGGGACGCCUCUUCGCGCGCGAGCUCGCCUCGCGGGGGGCCGCCGUGGCCCUCUGGGACAUCGACGGCGCCGCGGUCGAGGUGACGGCGCGCGAACUUCGCGAGUCGCUGGGGGCCCACGCCGUGGCGUUCGCGUGCGACGUGAGCCGCAGGGCCGAGGUGUACCGCGUGGCCGCGAGCGUGCGGCACGAGAUGGGCCGCCACCCGACAAUGCUCAUCAACAACGCCGGGGUGGUGUCGGGGAGACCCCUCCUCGACUGCCCCGACCACCUCAUCGAGAGGACUCUGUCCGUGAACUGCACCGCGCACUUCUGGACGGUCAAGGCCUUCCUGCCGGACAUGGUGGAGAAGAACCAUGGACACAUCGUGACCAUCGCCAGCGCCCUGGGCCUCUUCAGCACCGCGGGGGUGGAGGACUACUGCGCCAGUAAGUUCGGGGCUGUCGGCUUCCACGAGUCUCUGGCGCACGAGAUCAAGGCGAUGGGCAAGGGCGGCGUGAAGACCACGCUGGUGUGCCCAUACCUGGUGGACACGGGCAUGUUCAGGGGCUGCCACAUCCGCCGUGAGAUCGAGUCUCUGCUGCUGCCGCCGCUGCGGCCGGAGCGCUGUGUGAGCGAGGCGGUGCGCGCCAUCCUCACGGACCAGCCCCUCAUCUGCAUCCCUCGCCUCAUGUACCUCGUGGUGUUCCUCAAGAGCUUCCUGCCCUCCGAAGCCCUCUCGUCGCUCUACCGCUUCCUGGGCGCCGACCGCUGCAUGUACCCCUUCCUGGAGGCGCAGAGGCAGCUGCAGAGCAGCCAGGGAGGCGGCGACAACGAGAGCGGCGGCGGUGGUGGAGCAAAUCCCGCGCCAGCGAGCGAGCAGAAGUGAAGCCCAGCACCCCCACCGCGCCUGUGAAGAGGUCGUGCGCGCUGUCCAACGCCGUCGCCGUUCCAGAGUGACGGCGAAUCGGAGAGCGAGGACAGCUCGAGCCCCAACACGAACAACACUCGCCAGGCUCGGCCACCCCCUCCUGCCCCCCCCCAGUGCCAAGUUUAGUCGCUGCGUCUUACUCACGCCAAGCGAGCUGCAGCGCGUCGCGCCAAUGACGCCGUACGUGUGUCUGUCUGUGUGUGUCUGUGUGUGUCUGUCUGUGUGUCUGUCUGUGUGUGUGUCUGUCUGUCUGUGUGUGUCUGUGUGUGUAUCUGUCUGUGUGUGUGUCUGUGUGUGUCUGUGUGUGUCUGUCUGUGUGUGUGUGUCUGUCUGUGUGUCUGUGUGUGUCUGUGUCUGUCUGUGUGUGUGUCUGUCUGUGUGUCUGUGUGUGUCUGUGUGUGUGUCUGUGUGUGUGUGUCUGUGUGUGUGUCUGUGUGUGUCUGUCUGUGUGUGUGUGUGUCUGUCUGUGUGUCUGUGUGUGUCUGUGUCUGUCUGUGUGUGUGUCUGUCUGUGUGUCUGUGUGUGUCUGUGUGUGUGUCUGUGUGUGUGUGUCUGUGUGUGUGUCUGUGUGUCUGUCUGUGUGUGUCUGUCUGUGUGUGUGUCUGUGUCUGUCUGUGUGUGUGUCUGUCUGUGUGUCUGUGUGUGUCUGUGUGUGUGUCUGUGUGUCUGUCUGUGUGUGUCUGUCUGUGUGUGUGUCUGUGUGUGUGUCUGUGUGUGUCUGUGUCUGUCUGUGUGUGUAUCUGUCUGUGUGUGUGUCUGUGUGUGUGUCUGUGUGUCUGUCUGUGUGUGUCUGUCUGUGUGUGU
Messenger RNA from Lethenteron reissneri (Far Eastern brook lamprey), 2354 nucleotides. Its product is annotated as retinol dehydrogenase 10-like. Gene Ontology annotation, cellular component: lipid droplet. Lineage: Eukaryota; Metazoa; Chordata; Hyperoartia; Petromyzontiformes; Petromyzontidae. Gene Ontology annotation, molecular function: oxidoreductase activity, acting on the CH-OH group of donors, NAD or NADP as acceptor. The record is from RefSeq and is a predicted model, not a curated record.